This is a messenger RNA of Aspergillus ibericus CBS 121593, 786 nucleotides long. Its product is annotated as SDR family NAD(P)-dependent oxidoreductase. Gene Ontology annotation, molecular function: oxidoreductase activity. The transcript has a single exon. NCBI's taxonomy places the organism in Eukaryota, Fungi, Ascomycota, Eurotiomycetes, Eurotiales, Aspergillaceae. The coding region runs from base 1 to 786 and encodes 261 amino acids. The record is from RefSeq and is a predicted model, not a curated record.
AUGUCUUCCGCCACUACCUCUCAUGCCGGGAGAACCUAUAUUCUGACUGGCGGCUGUUCAGGCAUCGGCCUGGCCAUCCUUCAUUUUCUUCUGUCGCAGUCCGCUACCGUCCACGUUCUCGACAUCUCCUCCACCCCACCGCAGAUCCCCACACAUCUCCCCCAGAAAAACCUCCACUUCUAUCCAAACACCGACGUCACCUCCCGCCCGUCCGUUCACAAUGCCUUCACGCAAAUCAUUACCACCAACCCCACCAUCCACGGCCUCAUCAACAAUGCUGGCAUCGCUAACCCCCUCUCCAAAUCGGGUAUCGAAUCCGAUGAGACCUUCGACCGAAUCAUGGCCGUCAAUGUCCGUGGCGUGUGGAACAUGGGUACCGAAUAUCUCUCCCACAUCGUGUCGACCGCAGACCCAGGCAACAAAGGACCGAGCGAGGGAAAAGGUGUCAUUGUGAACAUGGCUUCUACGGCAUCAUUUCACCCUUCCGUUGGCUUAGCAGCAUAUACGGUGAGUAAGCAUGCUGUGUUGGGGAUGACGAGGGCGUGGGCGGUGGAUUUUGUCCAGCACGGGGUACGAGUCAAUUGCGUGGCCCCGGGGGGUACGGACACGCCGUUGGUGGACGGUAUGUUGGAUGAGGGGGAAAAGAACCACUAUAUCAGUCAGGUGCCGAUGGGGCGAUGGGCGAGACCGGGAGAGAUUGCGCAUGCGGUGGGGUUUUUGUUGAGUAGCGAUUCCAGCUUUAUGACGGGUCAGGUGAUGGUGGUGGACGGGGGGAAGUAUAUCUGA